AUGGUUGAAAUAUCGCUACGAAAGGAUUUGUACCCAGUAUUUAUUGCUUCUAUCAUAAAUAAGAGUCUAAAAGGGUUAAAAGAAGUUAGACAACUGUCAGAACUAAAUAUCAAGAUUUUUUUAGCAGAGUUGAAUAAACUUGCACUUUCUUAUAGCGAUAAAUAUGGCUAUAAGGACUUGAAUGAGAUCACGCAAGAAGAAUUGUCCAAGGUUAUACAGAGUACUGAAUUCAACAAGUUUGUCAGUAUACUGGACGAGAAAUUGAAGGUUGAAGUUUUACCUGAAGCUUAUGAAUCACAAAUAUCGAAUAUAAUAGUCGAUUCGGCUUAUAAUCACUCCCUGAAUAUACUCAAGGCUAUCAAUGAUUUGAAGUCGGUUUAUAAACAUCAUAUUGAUUAUGAAAGCAGGGCACAACCCGAGUCUAAGGACAAGUCAAAUUCCGUGGCAGAUGAAGAAUCGAAAGAUGUAGAAAUGGAAAGUGCGGAGGAGGAAAAUGAAGUCAAUGCUACGGAUAAAGAACACGAAGAAAAGCAAGAAUCUUAUAGUCAAGAUGAAGUGACUAAUGAACCUCAAACGAAUGAUCAUAAAGCAUCAGUGGAUGAGGUGGAUAAAAAAGAUGAUAAUAUAGCCAUAAGUGAUAAGAAGGAUCUCGAGAUAACCGACUCAAAACGAGAAGAUGGCGCUGAAGCUGGUAACCAAAAUGUCUACAAACAAGACGAUAAAGAAAAGGAUGAAAGAGAGGAUAAUGAAGAGGAUAAUGAAGAGGAUAAUGAAGAGGAUAAUGAAGAUGAUAACGAAGAGGAUAAAGGAAAAGAUUCGAAUAUUGAUGAUUCCGAAAACGACAAAAAGCCAUCUCAAGCUGAAUCCGACUCUAUUCAUGAAAAACUUGAAUCACCGAAGGAUGAUGCAGAUAGUGUAACUAAUGAGGAUCACAAGGAGAACGACCAAGGCUCACAAAAUACUGUAUCAGAAGCUCAGAUUAAAGACAAGGAUCAAAUUGAAGCAAAUGACCAAGUUAAUGAAGAUAAUCUCAUUGAAAAAGAUGAUCGAGUCAAAGAAGACAACCAAAUUGAGAAAAAGGAUCAAAAUCAAGAUGAAGACAGUGAAGAUGUAGAGGAAGAAGAUGUCGAUGACGAUGAUGAAGAGGACGAUGAUGACGAUUCAGACUCUGAUGAUGAUGACGGCCAUAUUCGUGAAAUUAAGCGUACUGAAAGACAAAGAAAAGCUGCACAAAGAAAAGCUUUGCUAGCCAAAGAAUCUCUAACCCAGACCGGUCGCAAGCGUUCUAUCUCACCUUCUGCUCCUAAUCCACAGCAACAUAAAAGAUUUCAACAUAUCGCUGUUAAUCUUAUCAAUAAUAUACAAACGCAUCGUUUUUCAUCCCCAUUUUUAAAUCCUGUCAAUAAAAAAGAUGCUUCAGACUAUGAAGAUAUCAUAUACCAACCAAAAGACUUGAAAAGUAUACUUAAGAAUAUCAAACUGAAAGCCGAUUCGCCUCCCUAUAAAACAAUAAAGGACCUAGAAAGAGAUAUCAUGCUAAUGUUUGCUAACUGUAUCAUGUAUAAUAGAUCUGAUACCGACUUGGUCGAACUUACCAAAAGUAUGAAAAACGACGUCAGGGACUCGUUCAAAAUGUUUGAAGAUGCUGCUUCAGACAUAAAUAAGUAA
This is a messenger RNA of Hyphopichia burtonii NRRL Y-1933, 1668 nucleotides long. RefSeq lists its product as uncharacterized. Lineage: Eukaryota; Fungi; Ascomycota; Pichiomycetes; Serinales; Debaryomycetaceae. The record is from RefSeq and is a predicted model, not a curated record. The transcript is spliced from 2 exons. Gene Ontology annotation, molecular function: protein binding. The coding region runs from base 1 to 1668 and encodes 555 amino acids. Gene Ontology annotation, cellular component: NuA4 histone acetyltransferase complex.